UAAAAGCUUUAAUUAAGAAAAGAUAAAACUCGACGCCCAAACUCAUUCAGUCUUCGUUGGUGACUGAAUCUGUCAGUGAUAGUGUUGGAGAAGAAAUACAAGAUCUCUAUCUGUCCUAUGUAAUUCUCAUGGAAAAUCACAUGAAGAUUUAUUGUUAACAAUUAGGGGGAUAAAAGAAAUCAACUUUCGAGAAAAGAUGCGUCGGGAGAUCUCGAUUUUGUUACAGCCUCGGUUCCUUCUUCUCUUGAUUGCGCUAUCGAUUCUACUCAUUUUCGCUUUCUCUGGAGCUAAGCGGGAAGAAGAGAAUAUUGUAGAAGAGGAGCAUGAAAUCACCCACAGAGUAUACUUGGAUGUCGAUAUUGAUGGCCAGCGUGUAGGUAGAAUUGUUAUCGGAUUGUAUGGUGAAGUUGUACCCAAAACUGUUGAAAAUUUCAGGGCUUUGUGUACAGGGGAGAAAGGCAAAGGUGCUAAUGGGAAAGCACUUCGUUACAAGGGAACACCCUUCCAUCGCAUAAUAUCUGGAUUCGUGGUUCAAGGCGGUGAUAUAAUUUAUGGUGAUGGAAGGGGAAGUGAAUCUAUAUAUGGUGGCACCUUUCGUGACGAGAACUUUAAGAUAAAGAAUUCUUUUGCAGGUGUAGUUUCCAUGGCCAAUACAGGACCUGAUUCUAAUGGCUCUCAGUUUUUUAUCACCACUGUCAAAGCCAGUUGGUUGGAUGGGGAGCAUGUUGUUUUUGGUAAGGUUAUUCAGGGCAUGGACAUUGUGUUUAUGAUCGAAGGGGGAGCCGGGACUUACAGCGGGAAACCUAGAAAGAAAGUCAUAAUCACCGACUCCGGAGAGAUUCCCAAGAACAGAUGGGAUGAGGAAACAUGAAGCUCCCUUGUUAUAUAAAAACAGCAGAGAUUUCUUUUCUUUUCUUUUUUGGUGUGUCUUGACUUUGCUGAUUUCUUUCUAAUAUAAUUGUUUCAUAUUUUGCUCCAUUGUAUCAUUUCCUUCAUGAACUAGUAACUUAGAUCCAA
This is a messenger RNA of Hibiscus syriacus, 1017 nucleotides long. Its product is annotated as peptidyl-prolyl cis-trans isomerase CYP21-1-like. Gene Ontology annotation, cellular component: intracellular membrane-bounded organelle. NCBI's taxonomy places the organism in Eukaryota, Viridiplantae, Streptophyta, Magnoliopsida, Malvales, Malvaceae. Gene Ontology annotation, molecular function: peptidyl-prolyl cis-trans isomerase activity. The record is from RefSeq and is a predicted model, not a curated record. Gene Ontology annotation, biological process: protein folding; protein peptidyl-prolyl isomerization. The transcript has 7 exons. The coding region runs from base 197 to 871 and encodes 224 amino acids.